CUGUAUCCUGAUGCACAUUGUAUUGCCACAUUUUUGCCAAUGCCCAUCCCUACUGCAGAUGUGACAUACGCUUGAUAGUGUUUUAUGCCCCCAACGUCGUCUUCCAGGCAGCGCUGCCACCGCUGACUUAAAGGCACCUAAUCCUAAACCUAACCCCAACCCUAACCCUAACCUUAACCCAUGCUAAACCCUAGUGCCUUCCAGACAACGUUGGGGGCAUAAAACACCAAGAAACCUGACAUACUGUGCCAAUGCCCAUUCCUACUGGAGAUGUGACAUACCGUGCCAAUGCCCAUCCCCAUCCCUACUGGAGAUGUGACAUACCGUGCCAAUGCCCAUCCCUACUGGAGAUGUGACAUACCGUGCCAAUGCCCAUCCCUACUGGAGAUGUGACAUACAGUGCCCAUGCCCAUCCCUACUGGAGAUGUGACAUACAGUGCACAGUGUCCUGUCCUCUGAGGGGGACGUUUGAGCAGGCCGAAACUGUCAGUGCAGGCGAAAUGGUCGGCCAUCUGUCCAGCAAGUGACUCAGCGGUAUGCACAGAUUCAGACAUUGACCCAUAGCACUGACCGCUGGUGAGGUGUUACACACCUCUGUGAUCCAUUAACUUUAGCUUAUCAAAGAAACAUGGACUUGCACUAGAGAAAAAGCAAAAAUGCACUGACACCAGGAAUGCCAAUAGACAAAACGUACGGCCAUCCAUCUGCACAGUGACAUGGAAUAAAAAGAAUUCAUACCAUUUAAAGUAUCAUGUUUCAACCUCAGUACUGUCAAAAUGUCUUCUAGGAGCGCAUAUCAGUGUGCGGGUUGCCAUGCUCCCUUCCGGAGUUAUCCAUUAACCAAUUAACUGGGUCGACGUGAGUGUUCUAUCUUCUUCUGCGGAGACUAAUGGGGCUAAAAACAGGAAGCUUGGUCAAUGGCGGACUCCAGGCAAGCAGAAAAUGGAACUGAGUAAGCAUCUUGACAGAUUGUCCUGCCCCAUGGCUUCGCUGAAGACGUCAUCAUGUGCCCGUCUCUGCAAGCAAACAACCACCAGGGUGGAGUUCGACCUGCCGGAGUACUCAGUGAGGCGGCGCUACCAGGACUUUGACUGGUUACGGAUCAAGCUGGAGGAGACCCAGCCCACGCACCUCAUACCACCCCUGCCAGAGAAGUUUGUGAUGAAGGGCGUGGUGGACCGCUUCUCAGAGGAGUUUGUGGAGACGAGGCGGAAAGCGCUGGACAAGUUCCUCAAGAGGGUGGCAGACCACCCGGUGCUGUCCUUCAACGAACACUUCAACGUCUUUCUCUCUGCUAAGGACUUGAACGCGUAUAAGAAGCAGGGCUUGGCACUGCUUACAAAGAUGGGGGAGUCGGUGAAGUACGUGACAGGCGGCUACAAGCUGAGGGGCCGACCACUGGAGUUCGCCGCCAUGGGCGACUACCUGGACGUGUUCACGCAGAAGCUGGGCACCAUCGACAGGAUAGCACAGAGAAUCAUCAAAGAGCAAUCAGAGUACCUGGUGGAGCUGCGGGAGUAUGGUCCAGUGUACUCCAGCUGGGCGGGCUUCGAGGGUCCGCUCCAGGAGCCGCUGGAGGGCGUGGCGGGCUGCGUGGCCAACUGCGCCACCGCGCUGGACGAGCUGACCGAGGACAUGAGUGACGACUUCCUGCCCGUGCUCAGGGAGUACGUCCUCUACAUUGAGUCCAUGAAGACCGUCCUGAAGAAGCGAGACCACGUGCAAGCGGAGUACGAGGCCAAGCUGGAGGCCGUGGCGUUCCGGAAAGAGGAGAGGACAGCGGUAGGUCCGCAGCAGCCCCCGACGGACGUGGAGAAGUGCCAGGACCGUGUGGAGUGCUUCAACGCCGACCUCAAGGCCGACUGGGACCGCUGGCAGAACAACAAGAGACAGGACUUCAGGCAGCUGCUCACUGGCAUGGCCGACAGAAACAUCCAGUACUACGAGAAGUGCCUUGCGGCUUGGGAGUCCAUCGUCCCGUUGUUACAAGACAGACCGGGAAGCACCAAGACGGAAACGAGCUGAGGCGACGCCUCCGUCGCAAACAUGCUCCGCCUCUCAACGCCCCACCCCACAGCCCAAUGGUGUCGCUCGGAGCGGUCACAUGGCCUGCGUGGGAUCGCCUCCUGAUUGGUUGGGGUCUUCCCUUUCAACGAGGUGUGGGGAGGGGGUUCACAGACUUGAUGAUAAAGACUGCAAGUAUUAUUAUGGAGAUGAUGGUUUGUUUUUCUUUGCCCCUGCCCCAUCCCUCUCCCUUCGUGUGCGUGUAUGUGUGUGAUGUCCUCCACCGAAGACGCUGCCCGUGCGGUUCAGCGCGUGGUCGAACAGCUCGCUCUCAUUCUGUACAGCAAACGCCACACCAUGCCACAAGCACACCAUGUCGGCCACAGGCCCCCGAGCCCAAAGGAUUGUGGGAUUGAUGGAGUUUGGGGGUGGAGGGUGAUGAAGGGGCAUCAUGGAAGCUAACAUGUACGUUUUUUUGUUUUGUUUUGUUUUGUGUUUGUAAGAGAGAAAGAGAGACUUAAGAGAUCAUUUGUCAUUUUUAGGCAAAUGGUUGCCAAUACUUUUAUAACUUAAGCUCAUUUUUUUCCAAUACUGUAUCUGGUGGGAGACAAUUUUGUUGUUGUUAUUCUUUUUUAUAUGUGUUUCUUGUUUUGUGUGUGUGUUUUGUUUUGGUUCGGUUCUACCUUCAAUACAAGGAAAGACUGUUGAAAGUCUGCCCAGAGUUUGUACUGGCCAAAGAUGAAGACGGAUCCACAAGUCUGGUACUGAAGUCUUAAAAGCUCCACUAGAAAAAGCCUGGCGGUAGUCGAGUACUAAGACAGCGGUCAGCCAUGUUGAUUUCACCCUCAGCUCCCCUUAUUCUGGACCCUGCUCUGUUAACGUCAGCAUCUUUAUGAAGGUUGCUGCCUCUCCCCUUGCCCCCUACCCCCCUGAAUAUUUAUCUGUAACGCCCCCCCCCCCAAGUGACUGCUAGCUCAAUGAUGAAGGACGCGGUGUGUAGGACUUCAAAAGCGAACGAAUGGGACGUCUCUACCUGACCAUCCAUGCCAAGCUUCAUAGUGAGCUCAGGUGUCGCGUGAAAGGAUUACCGGUUGGUCGUCAGGGCAAGUUUCGGUCACCUUGUGGUCAUCCGCAGGGUUGCCGAGGAGAUGCACAUUUUUGUUUUUGUCUUUUUUGUUUUGGUUGUUCCCCAUGAAGUUGCUGCAGUUGCAGAAUUGAAGGAACUGUUACCCUGUAUGCCCUGUUGUUCAUCCUGCUGAAGACUCCUCCUUAUUAUAUAUUUGUAUUAAGCCAAGUAACCUGCUCAUGUAAAAUGUGUGGAAAUGUG
Alosa sapidissima (American shad) is the source of this 3331-nucleotide messenger RNA. It is a transcript of the gene snx30, whose product is annotated as sorting nexin family member 30. NCBI's taxonomy places the organism in Eukaryota, Metazoa, Chordata, Actinopteri, Clupeiformes, Clupeidae. Gene Ontology annotation, cellular component: cytoplasm. Gene Ontology annotation, molecular function: protein binding; phosphatidylinositol binding. The record is from RefSeq and is a predicted model, not a curated record. The coding region runs from base 943 to 2025 and encodes 360 amino acids. The transcript has 8 exons.